AUGUGUCAAUAUACAAAUUUCAAGGAAUUUUUGACAAGCGAAUUAUUGCUAAUUUCUUAUUUGCUUCGCGAAUCAUAUGUUUUGGUGCCAAAUANCAAAACACUAAAACACCCAAUUUUUGCUCCUUCUAAAUUGGGGCGCACUGACGAAAAUAAGCUGCAAUUAGUUCCAAUUGAAUAUUUAUUAAGCGAAUGUAAGACAAAAAAUGUUUGUAUUAUGGGUUUGUUGUCGCAGAUAACUGAAGGACACUUUUACUUGGAAGAUUAUGGUGGAUCAGUCAAGUUAAAUCUGAAAAAAGCCAGUUUUAACUCUAGUUUGGUUGUGGAAGGUUCAAUUGUUUUAGCCACUGGUAAAUACUCAGAUAAAGUAUUGCACGUAGACAAUAUUGAUUUUCCACCACAUGAAGCUCCAGACGAAAGUAGAGUGAAUUUUGGUGAUGCCAAUGUUUUUGGUGGCCCCCAUCCAUUGUCGUUGAGAUUUUCAGAUAAAUUAAAAUUGUUCGAAGACAGUAAUUCGGCAAAUUUUUUCGUUUUUAUUUCAGAAUUUUGGGUAGACAAUGAAGUAGUUUUAAGUAAAUUUGAAAUUUUAUUAUCUGGUUUCUCGGAAAGUCCUCCUGUUGCCAUUGUACUGUGUGGACAUUUUUCCAAUUCUACAUCAAAUGUUGCAAGUGCUAAAAAGUUAAGAGAGGGGUUUAAAAAAGUAGCUGGAAUCAUUAGUCGAUAUCCACUGAUACAUCAAAACACUAAAUUUAUAAUCGUGCCUGGACCUUUUGAUUUGAGUGCUCCGAAAAUUUUACCAAGAGCACCUCUGCCAAAGUAUAUAAUGGAAGAUUUUUUGAAAGUAGUUCCAGGAACGUAUUUAGCUACAAACCCUUGCAGAAUACAAUAUUGUACAAAAGAAAUUGUUGUUUUUAGAGAAAAUAUGUUGUCCAAAUUGUCCAGAAAUACUCUAUGUUAUCCUAAAAAGGAAAUAGAUGAAAACGGCCAAGAGAGAGGAGAAAAAGUUUAUGAAGCUUUUGCUAAAUCGAUUAUUCGCCAAUCGCACCUGACUCCGUUAUUAUUUUCAACGAUUCCUGUAUACUGGAAACAUGAUCACGCACUUCAACUUUAUCCAACACCGGAUUUACUUGUUGUGGCUGAUGAUUUUCAAUCUUAUACCACAAAGUACAAUGAAUGCCAAGUUACAAACCCAGGAUCAUUCGUUAAGAGUAAUUUUUCAUUUAAAGUGUACUGUCCAAAAGAAAAUUUAGUUGAAGACUGUGAUAUACCUGAUGACACUGAACUUUAAGAUAAGGAACCAAAAAAAUAAAUUAAGUGAAUGGGCACG
Messenger RNA from Copidosoma floridanum, 1326 nucleotides. RefSeq names its product DNA polymerase epsilon subunit 2 (gene DNApol-epsilon58). NCBI's taxonomy places the organism in Eukaryota, Metazoa, Arthropoda, Insecta, Hymenoptera, Encyrtidae. Gene Ontology annotation, biological process: DNA-templated DNA replication; error-prone translesion synthesis. Gene Ontology annotation, cellular component: epsilon DNA polymerase complex. Gene Ontology annotation, molecular function: DNA binding. The record is from RefSeq and is a predicted model, not a curated record.